Danaus plexippus (monarch butterfly) is the source of this 1840-nucleotide messenger RNA. Its product is annotated as transmembrane protein 208. Gene Ontology annotation, biological process: vacuolar protein processing. Lineage: Eukaryota; Metazoa; Arthropoda; Insecta; Lepidoptera; Nymphalidae. The transcript is spliced from 4 exons. Gene Ontology annotation, cellular component: intracellular membrane-bounded organelle. The coding region runs from base 227 to 751 and encodes 174 amino acids. The record is from RefSeq and is a predicted model, not a curated record.
GAUAUGUAUAAGAGGUGGCGGGGGCGAAAAGAUGUCAAUUUGAACAAUUUUCGUAGUUUCUCAUCUUCAUGUUCUAUUCUUAUUAAAAUAUUUUAUUAUAGUGUGUGAUUAUUCACUCAAUUUUUUUAUGGUGGAUCGUUAUAAAACAAGAAUUAAAUUAGGUUUAGUUUAAAGAUAUUCUCGUUUUAUUUUUUAUUUUACUUUUUUUUCUUCAGAAUAUAUCAAAAUGCCUCCGCCACAGAAAGGUAAAGCACCUACCAAGGGUGCCAAACAGAUACUUACUGAGAAUGCAGCCACAGUCAGUUUUUAUCGCAACAUGGCUGUUUGUGCAGGACUCUUCUUCAACAUCUAUGUUGUUGUCCUUAAUUAUGAAUCUGCUACAUUCCGCAAGAUUCUAAUGAAUGUGUUGGUAACGGUCAUCUAUGUAAUUUGCUAUCAGAGCAUGUUGUACAUCAGUCGUCCACAUCUCACCGACACAAAGCAGAUCAUAGAUCCUGGCUUAGAUCUGAAUAUGGAAGGGGGCAUGGGAGAGCACAUCAAAGAUGUUGUCAUCCUAACCUCUAUCACUCAUAUUCUUGCUGCGUUUUCUGAAUACUUCUGGCUAUUGCUGCUCCUCCUUCCAAUAAGAGUGUUCUGGCUGGUGUGGGUUAACUUCCUGGGGCCGUGGUUCUUCCAGGAGGCACCGCAGGAAACUGAACAGGAUGAGAAGAAACGCAAGAAAAUGGAACGCAAGAUGAAGCGUUUCCAGUAAAUUAGUGUAAAAUGUAAAAUUGGUGUUUAUUAUAACAAUGGGUUCAUAAAAUAUGGUGAUGAUUAAGAUAAGGUUAGGUCAGGUUAUGUUGUUGUAUUAAACACCAUUGCAGAUGCUGUUAAGCACAUAUUUAUUACAUAUGUCAUAAGAAUUAGUGUGUAACACUAUAAGGUGCUGACUAAUUGUAUUCCCAGUCAGUAAACCUGUAGAUUAUUGAUGGUUUGCAAAUUAAAUUAUGAAUAAAAUGUAUGAUUUAAAAAGUUCCGUUUUUAAAAAUUAUUUGUUGAUUAUGAAGUACAAACUUUUUAAAACCUUAUUCUAUUUUAAUAAAUUUUUUUUUUAGGGUUUAUAGUUUUUAUGUUUUGUUUAUUUAUUUUUUUUAUUCUAUAAGAAUAUUUUUUUAGUGCGGUCGAUAUUUGAACUUUAUAAGUUUUAUUUAAGGACGGCAUUGUGUAACAAAUACUGGGUUGUUAAUAUUAAUUAUUAAGUAAAUUUUUUUAGGGUAUAUUUUUUUACAUAGGAACAAUGACUAAAAUCACCAUCUUAAGGUAUUUUGUGAGGGCAAUGGAUACCUUUUUUAGUCAUUGUUACAACAAGAUUAUUAUUUAUUUUUAAGUGACAAUUUAAAUUUAACGUAUCAAGUUUUUAUGUAAAUAUAAUUUUAUCAAAGGCUUUGUUUUAUAUUAAUUUAAUGAGCGCGCUUAUUUAAUGAUUUCAAAACAAAACUACGAAAUACAGUCAUAAGACUUAGGAUAACUUUUAUUAUUACAAUGUCACUUAAGCUGGUCACUAUUAGUUAAAUGUCAUAUCUGUCAGAUUUGACAGCUUUGACAUUUUUAAUAGCAACUGUUUCAUAGUAAUGUAACGGUAAGAGGUUGAUAUUUAAUAAGAUUUUAAAUUAAGAAUUUCUAUAUAAUUUAAUCAAUGUCAAACGAUGGUAUCGUUAAAUUAUAAUAUCAGUGUUUAAAAAAAAAAGUUGCGUAAGUUAAAUCUAUCAUAAUCUUAUAAUUAUAUUCAAUGUAGACGUAGUGUUUGAAAUCUUAAUUAAACACGAUAAUGCCCUAAUCUGUAUUACAUGAAUUUAGUGGA